CCUCUUGUUAUCAAAUUGUUUUUCCAUGUGCUUUUCAUUUUACAUCGCAUUCGUCGAAAAUUUGUAAAAUUUGUGAAUUAUUUCGAAUUAUAUGAUGAAUUAUUGUACCUUAUGAAGCAAAUAUGAAGGUAAAAGUAUUGACGAGAAAUCCGGAUGUUUAUAUUCGAGAAACGAAACGUGAUAUUCAUAAAGUACCACGAAACUAUGAUCCUUCUUUGCACCCUUUCGAAGCACCUAGAGAGUACGUACGUGCUUUAAAUUCGGUCAAAUUGGAAAGAGUUUUCGCCAAACCGUUCAUUGGAAAUUUGGAUGGUCAUCGAGAUGGAAUAUCUUGCCUAGCAAAACAUUCUCAACAAUUGUCCAUCAUCGCUAGCGGAGAUUACAGCGGAGAAGUAAGAUUAUGGGACAUACCGCAACGAAAAUGCAAAUUCACAGUCCAAGCGCAUGCAGAAGGAGCCGUGAAAGCUAUAUCAUUUUGUCACGAUGAUCGUGUCAUUUCAGCCGGUUUCGAUAAAACUCUCAAAAUAUGGAGUACCGAUGAUCUACAUUUGAGUUCAGGUUCGAAAGAACCACUCAAAGUUUUACUUUCUGAUUCAAUCGUUACUGGAAUCAGCCAUCAUCGAAAAGAAUCUAAAUUUGCGACUUGUGGUGACGUGUGUCAAUUAUGGGAUGAAAAUAGAAGUGGUCCUGUUAAAUCAUUAGAAUGGGGUGUCGAUAGCUUGCUCCAUAUCGCAUACAAUCCUAUAGAAACAUUUUUACUCGCUUCUUGUGCCAGUGACCGUAGUAUUAUUUUAUACGAUACCAGAGAAGCCGGUCCAAUACGUAAGAUAGUUACUAAAAUGCGUAGUAAUCAAUUGUCAUGGAAUCCAAUGGAGGCCUACACAUUUUCAGCAGCUAACGAGGAUUACAACGUGUAUUCUUACGACACUAGAAAUUUACGUACACCUGUGAACAUUCAUAUGGAUCAUGUGAUGGCUGUAACUAGUAUAGAUUACGCUCCAACUGGUCGAGAAUUUGUUACUGGUAGUUUCGAUAAAUCUGUACGCAUAUUCGAAGUGAACAAGGGCCAUUCUAGAGAAAUUUAUCAUACAAAACGUAUGCAACAUGUUACCAACGUUUGCUGGUCAUUGGACAAUAAAUACAUUAUGAGUGCUUCUGAUGAAAUGAAUAUUCGUAUUUGGAAAGCCAGAGCAUCGGAGAAACUCGGAGUGCUCAAACCACGAGAAAAAGCUGCCUUAGAAUACGCGGAUUCUUUGAAACAGAAAUUCGCCAAUCAUCCGCAAAUUAAAAGAAUUGCUCGUCAUCGGCAAGUUCCCAAGCAUAUUUACCAUCAUCAACAACAACUGCGUGCUUCGAGAGAGAAAAACAAGCGAAAGGAAGCAAAUCGCAGGAAGCAUUCGAAACCUGGCUCUGUUCCACUUGUUGGCGAACGCAAAAAAGUCGUUCUUUCCGAACAGUCGUAAUUGUUUAUUUUUAUUUUAUGUACGAGUUUAUAAUAUUAUUAUAAAUUAUAAAUAUAAUGUAAAUCAUUUCUAAUAA
Messenger RNA from Planococcus citri (citrus mealybug), 1539 nucleotides. RefSeq names its product DDB1- and CUL4-associated factor 13. The record is from RefSeq and is a predicted model, not a curated record. The transcript has 9 exons. Gene Ontology annotation, molecular function: protein binding. Bases 123 to 1463 code for a protein of 446 amino acids. Gene Ontology annotation, biological process: maturation of SSU-rRNA from tricistronic rRNA transcript (SSU-rRNA, 5.8S rRNA, LSU-rRNA). Lineage: Eukaryota; Metazoa; Arthropoda; Insecta; Hemiptera; Pseudococcidae. Gene Ontology annotation, cellular component: small-subunit processome; nucleolus.